AUGGGUGAAGUUCCGUUAACGAUGUACGCUCUACAAUUAAAUGAAUUUGGUCCCGCGUCCAAUUUAAAAUAUGUUGAAGUGAAAGUUCCUACAAUUAAUUCACCAUAUCAAAUGAUUAUAAAAGUUAUGGCGGCCGGAGUUAAUCCUGUCGAUUAUAAAUUUAGAAAAGGACUGUACCCAUUAUCGAACAUCUUUGGAGGAAUCGUUGUCGCUAAGGGAAGCAAGGUAACGGAAUUUAACAUCGGAGACCAAGUCUUUGGUAAAAAAAAUCCGUUUUUUGGAGGAGGUACCUAUGCGCAAUAUACGAUUGUAAACAUUAAUGACGGUGGGAUUGUAAAGAAACCUGCCACGAUUACUCAUCAAGAGGCUGCAGGAUUUGGAGUUGCGGGAAUAACGGCGUGGACCGGGUUGAUUACUGUUGGAGGUUUAAAGGUUGGUGAAGAAGCCAAGGAAGUUCAAAAAAAGAUCCUGGUAAUUGGCGCGUCUGGUUGUGGGACUUAUACAGUACAAAUCGCAAAGAAUAUUAAUAAUGCGAAAGUGACAGCGAUUUGUUCAGGUAAAAAUGCAGAAUUAAUUAAAAAAUUGGGAGCAGAACGUAUAAUUGAUUAUACCAAAGAAGAUUUCGUUGAAGUAUUAAAAGAAGAAAAAGAGAGUUUUGAUUUGGUAAUUGAUUGCGUUGGAGGGGAUGAGUUUUAUACUAAGUCCAUACCAAUUUUAAAGAAAAAAGGCAGCUUUCUCACAUUCGUUGGACCCGAUGCUUAUGGUGAAAGUGGGUCAACCAGUGACGUCAUAAGGUUAUUAGCCAUGAUGGCCAAUAGAAACCUUUUCGGUAAAAGAAGUUAUAGAUUUGUACUUGCAGCAUCUGGGAAGGAUUUACCCAAAAUGGUUCCGUAUUUAGAGAAAAGACAAAUCGUCACCGUUAUCGAUCGUGAAUUUGACUUGAAAGAUGGUCAACAAGCGCAUGAAAUGAUUGAGAGUCACAGGACCGUUGGAAAGAUUAUCUUGAAUUGUAAUAUUAAUAAUUAG
Messenger RNA from Funneliformis caledonium, 1026 nucleotides. The record is from the annotation of a GenBank genome assembly. Lineage: Eukaryota; Fungi; Glomeromycota; Glomeromycetes; Glomerales; Glomeraceae.